Molecule: messenger RNA, 1536 nt
Organism: Mollisia scopiformis
Lineage: Eukaryota; Fungi; Ascomycota; Leotiomycetes; Helotiales; Mollisiaceae
Product: chitin synthase export chaperone
Exons: 3
Coding region: 261-1262 (333 amino acids)
Biological process (GO): protein folding
Cellular component (GO): endoplasmic reticulum membrane
Source: RefSeq, a predicted model, not a curated record
CCUUAGUGUACGAGACCUGUUUGUUUAGAGCCUCCUUUUUUCCAACCUCAACCAACUUAUUCCUUCCAAGACUACACCGCAUCUCCGCCUCCAUUCACUUGGUAGAAGGAGCGUUACGAUCGUUAUCAUCACUUUCACUUUUCGCUAUCACCACAUUACUCUGAAGACGAAUCUUACGACGAUUAUCCCUCGCUCGACUGGCCAAGCCACUGCACCAACAUCACAUCGAAAUAUCGAUACAAUACACUUAGGAAGACAAGAUGGGGUUCGGAGACUUCUCCCAGAUCUGCGAGCAGGCGCCCGUACCAUUAUGCUCUGUCGUCGGCGCCAUAUCGCACAUCGCAGGCUCGCACGGAAUCGAAGCAGACUGCUAUGCGCGAAACAUUGAGUUGGCCAACACCAUCAUCUUCCAGGGCGCGGCGUCAUUCAUGCAUAUCGUCGCAUUGAUUAUGACCGUGAUCAUGAUCUUGCACGUUCGAAGCAAGUUCACUGCUGUCGGUCGCAAGGAAAUCACCUUCUUCUUCUACAUUUACAUGAUGCUGACCUUCAUAUCAUUGGUUCUUGACUCUGGUGUUGUCCCUCCCGGCAGCUCAGCAUAUCCUUAUUUUGCUGCGGCCCAGGGUGGUCUCGUCUCGUCACUUUGCGUCUGUCUGAUGAUCAAUGGAUUCGUUGGGUUUCAAUUAUACGAGGAUGGCACAGCGAUUUCCGUCUGGCUCCUUCGAGGAGUCAGCUUGGGUGCGUUCAUUAUCACCGGAUUCAUCUCACUGGCGACAUUCAAAUCAUGGGCUGGCCUUGGCCCGACGAAGACGAUGGUCAUGUUCGUUUUCCUGUACUUGGUUUCCGGGCUUGAAUUAUUGGUCUACUUCAUUAUGCAAAUCCUUCUCGUCGUCCAAACAUUGCAGGAACGCUGGCCACUGGGAGACCUCGCCUUCGGAGCAUUCUUUUUCAUCAUUGGACAGGUCAUCCUUUAUGUCUUCAGCAACACAAUUUGUAAUGCUGUGCAGCAUUACCUUGACGGGCUUUUCUUUGCCACCAUCUGCAAUCUCUUGGCCGUCAUGAUGGUUUACAAGUACUGGGAUUCGAUUACCCGCGAGGAUCUCGAAUUCUCUGUCGGCACCAAGCUCAACAACUGGGAGGUGAAGGAGCUUCUUCCAGAAGACGAGCGCCGAAAUACAAUUUACCAAGAUACCGAGUACUCCAGCAACAUGUACAACCACCCGCAGCAAGCACGAAACUCCAACUAUGGAGGUUUUGCCUACUAAACCUAGAUUUUAGCAUUGGAUUAUUAAAGAGCUGAAAGCGGUUGGAGAAAAGCAAGAUCCCUGAUUUUGAUUGCAUAGCGUGGAUUUGGUGGUUUGACUCUUUGAAGUGGGAUGGCGUUCGUCUGGCAAUUUGUUGAUUGGAAGUGUACAUACUGUACUUUGGAUGGGUGGUUGGACAUCAGUGAGAUGUUGGAUUAAGGGCUAUGGCGUUGGGACUGCCAUGAGCAAGCAGGCGUGCAUGUUUGUAGAUAAGACCUUGUCAAUCACUAAUAGA